Messenger RNA from Pelmatolapia mariae (spotted tilapia), 2205 nucleotides. RefSeq names its product meprin A subunit alpha-like. Gene Ontology annotation, cellular component: membrane. Gene Ontology annotation, molecular function: metalloendopeptidase activity; protein binding; zinc ion binding. The coding region runs from base 1 to 2205 and encodes 734 amino acids. Gene Ontology annotation, biological process: proteolysis. The transcript is spliced from 13 exons. The record is from RefSeq and is a predicted model, not a curated record. NCBI's taxonomy places the organism in Eukaryota, Metazoa, Chordata, Actinopteri, Cichliformes, Cichlidae.
AUGGGCCAGCAACGUUGUCGGCACAGCCGCUGUUACCCUCCCCCAGCAAAGCUACGCCUAGCGCCCAACAGUGGGAAAGCGAUACUCACAGAUCCAGGCAGUGGCGUACCCCUGCCCUGCUGUGGAUUUCACGCGUCGCCUCCAACUGUCGCUAUUCUGGCUGUUGGGACAGGAUCGCCGGCUGACACUGCAGAUGCAGGUGACCUGAGAGAUGACAUACCUGAGAUCAACAGAGAGUUGACACAUCUGUUUGAGGGAGACAUUGCUGGUAUUCCCAGCAGAAAUGCGAUCCUUGAUCAAACAAGAAGAUGGAAGUUUCCAAUCCCGUAUAUCCUAACCGAUUCUUUAGACCUGAAUGCUAAAGGUGUGAUUCUCCAGGCUUUUGAAGAGUAUCGUUUGAGAUCCUGUGUGGACUUCAAGCCCUAUGAGGGAGAGACCACUUACAUUUCUUUCACGAAGCUCUCUGGAUGCUGGUCCUAUGUUGGAGAUGAUAAAAAAGGCCAGAAUGUGUCCAUCGGGGCCGGGUGUGACACUAAGGCUAUUGUGGAGCACGAGCUCCUCCACGCUCUGGGCUUCUAUCAUGAGCAGUCUCGUUCAGAUCGAGAUGACUACAUUAUAAUCUGGUGGGACCAGAUAGAAGAAGGAAAAGAGCACAAUUUCAAUAAGUAUGAGGACGAUUUCAUCACUGAUCUGAACACACCCUAUGAUUAUGAGUCGAUCAUGCACUACAGACCAUUCUCCUUCAACAAGAACAAUAGCAUCCCCACAAUCACCACUGCCAUACCCUACUUUAAUGAGGUCAUUGGCCAGCGGUUGGACUUCAGUGAAGUAGACAUCACUAGACUCAAUCGCAUGUAUGACUGUGCCAACACACUUACUCUGUUGGACCAGUGUUCCUUUGAACUGAUCAACAUUUGUGGAAUGAUCCAGAAUGAGGAAGAUAAUGCAGACUGGGUUCAGACGCUGAGCAGUCCAGUGGAUAUAGAUCAUACCCUGGCAGGGCGCUGCAGAGAUUCUGGGUAUUUCAUGAAGUUCGAUACAUCUUUGGGUGAUGCUGGCAAAAGUGCUUUGCUGGAGUCACGUAUCCUUUACCCUAAAAGAGACCAACAGUGCCUGCAGUUCUUCUACAAGAUGACUGGACCACCUGGGGACAAAUUAGUAAUAUGGAUCAGGACUGAUGAUGGGACAGGGACUGUACACAGUGUUGAGAAGAUCCACACCAUUAUAGGUGAUGGGAAUGAUGCUUGGAAAAUAGCUCACGUGAGUCUCAAGGUUACAAAGAAGUUCCGCUAUUUAUUCCAAGGCAUUAGAGGAUCAUCUGCCUCAUCAGGCGCAAUCUUAAUUGAUGACAUCACUCUCACUGAGACCAUUUGCCCAAGUGCUGUAUGGCAAAUCCAUAACUUUACCAGUAUUCUUGCCACCGUUCCUGUUGGCAGUGCGCUGAGAAGCAUAUGCUUCUACAAUCCAGAGGGCUACUCAUUUGGUAUCAGUGUUUACCCAAAUGGAAGACACAGUGACUACCCAGACUAUGUUGGUAUGACCUUACACCUGUGCAGUGGUGAAAAUGAUGCAGUGAUGGAGUGGCCAGCCCAAAACAGACAGGCGACCAUUGUUGUCAUGGACCAGGAACCAGACGUUAAAUUAAGGAUGUCGUCCACAAGAAGCUUCACCACAGACACUCAUGCCCAUUGGAACAAACCAACAGCCACAUCCGGAGCAGUGUGGGAUGACAGCUGUAAAUGCUUCCGCAGUCAAGACUUUGGCUGGAGCACAUUCAUUUCCCACUCACAUCUGCAAAGGAGGAGCUUCCUCAAGAACAAUGAUCUCAUUGUUACUGCCGAGUUCAGUGAUUUGACCCACCUGAUCAAGACUGAGGUGCUUGUUCAACUGGCCCCACCAAGCAAUGACAUCACAGAUGAGAAGUCCCAGAGUAAGAUGGAAAUGAGACCAGAGGCUCCAAAACACAGAGUGGCACGUGCUGCCAACCCCUGUUUCCCCAACCCCUGUUUUAAUGGAGGAGUGUGUGUGGAAAGUGAGGGGAAAUCAUCUUGCAGGUGUGCAACAAGCCAGGCCAGAUACUACUCUGGAAAGAUGUGUGAGAAGCUGAAUAUAGAUAGAAGCUUCCUGGCAGCUGUGACUGGUGCCAUAACAGGAACAGCAGUACUGACCCUGGCUAUUGUACUCAUUAUCAGGAGACCACAGUAA